This is a messenger RNA of Solea senegalensis (Senegalese sole), 1792 nucleotides long. RefSeq names its product protein THEM6. NCBI's taxonomy places the organism in Eukaryota, Metazoa, Chordata, Actinopteri, Pleuronectiformes, Soleidae. Bases 69 to 677 code for a protein of 202 amino acids. The record is from RefSeq and is a predicted model, not a curated record. The transcript is spliced from 3 exons.
GUCAUUUGCAUUCAUUCUACCGGUUUCUUAGCAUCUAAUGUUAUCGCUUUGUCCCGGGCGCACGCGAGAUGUUGCUGUUGGUGUUGGGAGCCCUCCUCCUGCUGUUCUGCACUCUUGAUGUAUGGUACUUCCUGCGUGGGGCCCAGGUGUUUUUCGAGGCAUGGUUCCAACCCAGAAUAUGGGACAUUCUAGCCGAACAAAGCAUUGAUGGCAUGGUCCUUCCUCACGAUUUGGACUACAUGGGCCACAUGAACAACUCCAGAUACCUGAGGGAGUGUGACUUUGCCCGCUUUCACCAUUAUAUGCGAAACGGGCUGUUCAUGGCCUCGCACAAAUUGGGAGCCAAAAUGGUGGUCGGGGCUUCCACCAUCAGGUAUCGCCGCUCCUUGGCCUUCCGUGAGGCUUUUGAAAUUCGGACCAAAGUAGUGGGUUGGGAUGAGAAGGCCUUUUACUUGGAGCAGCGCUUUGUGUCCAAGAAAGACGGCUUCGUAUCAGCGAUUAUGCUCUGCAGGCAGAAUGUAGUGCGCUGCAGCCCAGAGAAGAUUAUUGAAUUUGUAUGCAAAAGAAAGAUCGAGUGCCCCGAGUUUCCAGAAGACGUCAAACACUGGAUCAGCUACAUUUCAGCCAGCAGCUUGGCUCUGAGAGCAGAGAGUGGACUGGAAGACAAGAACAAGUAAAGCCAUACUCAUGACACUGUGUAUCAUGAGUGUAGACACAUCAUUUGCAUUGCAUGCACAUGUACAAUAUUCGCACAUCCACAUACAGUACAUGCAAACAUUUGCAAACAUUCAGUUUUACUUGACUUAGAAGAGUCCAUCUGAUAGGGGUCAUGCCUACCUGCUGUAUAUUUUUUUAUCAAGUGAAUGGAAGUAAUGGAGUUACAUCAGCUAAAUCUGACAACUUGAAUUAUGGGCUAUUAUAUGUUUUAAAUUGCACUCAUUCACCGGGUUCAAAGGAAAUAAUGACAUAGCUUUACAGUUGCAGCGUGUGAAGUAGUGGACUCUAAAUAGACUGGCUUCCAAAAUUCCUCUCAUUUCAAAUAAGCAUGUAGAGCAAGAGUUAAUCUUCCACUGAUAUUAAUGCAUGAUUUCAAACAGACUGAGUCAUUUUUUGUGCCUGGUUCUCUUGAUUAGUCAUAGUUUAUAGUUAUAAUUUUUAUAGGAAUAUAAAUUUUAUGAAAAUACCAAACAGUAGGUGUCAAGAAAUGUGCUUGGACAUACAUUAACAUGUAAUAACAGUUAAGCUUUUGACUUCACAUUAUUAUUUUGCACAAGGUAACCCAAGUGAGUAUGCAAACUGAACGUCUGAGAAUAAAUGUUUGUUUUUCCUUUGGUGAAUAAAGUUUUUGACCAAAUUCAUUAUACAUCCAUUUAAAGGGUGGGCAUUGUCAUUGGCUUUGUGUGUGAUUAUAGGUGAAAGUGCUAAAAAUUGGACUGGCAGGUGUGACAAACAAUUUUAUUAAGAAUCUUAUUUUAUGAAGCUGCUGGCAACGCACACUGAAGGUUUGGAUGAUGCUCUGUUUUUAGCUGAGACACUGUAGAAAUGUCGACCCCUUUCCUUUAUUGCAUCAAAGCUUUACUUUGUGACCAAUGUAAUGUAUUUAUUCUGUAUGAAAGGGAAACUGUAACAAAAAUGCACAAAAGUCAUAUUUAAUUCUUAAGAUAUAUGUUGUCAUUCAUUCAUGUGUUUAUUAUUAUUCCUUAUUCAUGAAGUGUUAAAAUUGAUUGCUGUAUCGGACUUCAUUCAUUGUGUUUGUUAUUUAUCAGCAUUUUUAAUUAAAAAUGCUUCGGAA